GACACUGCUGAGUGAGAUCCACUGACUUAUAUUAGCAAAGAAAGAGAGAGCAGCACUGAUCUGUGAAUUCAUUAAAUGAUCUCAAGAUAUAAUAGACAGAAAUAAGAAGCGGAAAUUUUCAACUUAAACCAUCAUCUUGUUUUUCUUCUACUUUCAGCAGAAAAUACGCAUCAUGAAGCUGCGAGUUCGGAUCAACAGGCAGACCAGCCGGGUGGAGUUACUUGGAGAAGAUCCCAGUUUGAAAGAGCUCAGAGAUCACAUCCAGGAGAUGCUGUUGUCCUCACAUGGACUCAGUUCAGACACAGAGUUUGGUUUGUCUCUGAACGGCUCCAAGCUGCUCACGGACACUGCUCAGACUUUGGCGUCCUGCGGCAUCGUGUCCGGAGAUUUGAUCUGUGUCCAUCUGCCUCAGUCUGAAGCCACAGCUGCCGCCGGUUCAACCAGCUCAGCCUCGUCUACAAGCUCCACCUACACGGCAGCCAAGAGCUCUGCAAACCAGAGGCAAAGCCAGCAGACCCCCAUCAUGGCCUCCACUCAGCCGAGCAGCAGCAGCAGUGUCAGUGGGGCUGCCGGUCCUGCAGUCCUUUCAGAGUCCCAGCCGUCCUGUGAGAUGCUGGACUCUGAAUCUUCAGCCACCAUCUGGGAGCCAAUGCUGUGCGGUGAGGCCGAGGAAGGUCAGGCACCACUCUCUCUGGAGCUCCUGUACCACACGGCCCAGCCAACAAGUCCCAAUGAUGCCAUCAUGGUGGCCGGACAUCUCCUGAUGCUCGAGACUGGGUUCAUUGCUCAGGGCACCGAGCUGAAGCCCGGUGAGAUGCCUGCUGGAUGGAGGUGUGCAGGUGGAGUCUACAAGCUGCAGUACACUCAUCCUCUGUGUGAGAGCAGCCUGGCCUCGGUGGUGGCUGUGUGCAUGGGCCCAAUGCUCGUCAUGAACACGACUCUGAAGGUUACAGAAACGGUCGACACUGUCCGCAAACUGUGUCUGAAUGCAUCCAGCUACGUGACCAACGAGUGGCCAGGAGGAAGUGCUGCAGCAGCAUUUAAAGACCUCAGCAAACUGUCCCGACUCUUCAAAGACCAGCUGGCGUACCCACUGAUCGCCACCGCCAGAGAAGCGAUGGCCCUCCCCGUGGCGUUCGGUCUGCCUGCUCUUCCUCCGGAGCUGCUCCUCAGAGUCCUCCGCCUGCUCGACGUUCGCUCUGUGGUCAGACUGUCGGCGGUAAGCCGGCACUUCAACGUCGCCACAGCAGACUCGUCGCUGUGGAGACAUCUGUACCGCCGCGACUUCGCAGAUUCAGGCUCAGGCAGAUCCAGAGACACAGACUGGAAAGAGCUCUACAAAAAGUCGUACAAGUUUCGCUCUGAACUUCGAAACGCUGCCCCGACUCGCCCCCGCCCCCUCCUGCCUUUCCAUCCAGGAGACAUCUUCCACCCCAUCCCCUACCCUCACUUCCCCCCGGUGCCGGGCAUCAUCGGUGGGGAAUACGAUCAGCGACCAAACCUGCCCCACGGCCUACUCCCCCGCCCCCGCUACGACCCCAUAGGCCCGCUCGCAGACCCGCACAGACGACCUCGCCACGACUUCCACAGAAUCCGACCAACGGGAGGGCGACCUUCAGACAUCCGACGAGGAUUCAUCUGAUCACUCCGUCACUGAUCACAUAUCAAUGACACAACUUCCUGUUUGACUCCGGGUUGACAAAAAUUCAUUUUCACAAUAAAAUCAGAA
Haplochromis burtoni (Burton's mouthbrooder) is the source of this 1729-nucleotide messenger RNA. It is a transcript of the gene fbxo7, whose product is annotated as F-box protein 7. The record is from RefSeq and is a predicted model, not a curated record. Gene Ontology annotation, biological process: autophagy of mitochondrion; positive regulation of autophagy of mitochondrion. Lineage: Eukaryota; Metazoa; Chordata; Actinopteri; Cichliformes; Cichlidae. Gene Ontology annotation, molecular function: protein kinase binding. The transcript is spliced from 10 exons. Bases 173 to 1642 code for a protein of 489 amino acids.